UCUUUACAUAUAUAUACACACCUCUGUAUCCGUUACAACUUUAUAAUGUGUACAUAGAGAUAAAUCAAUGGAGCUUUCAAUCUAAUCACAUGCCAAAAUUCUCUCUCCUUUCCAUUUCUGAAAAGAACCCAUUUUUAAACUUUUUGAAUAUUUCCAUGGCGAUCAUCAUACUGUACCGAUCUCUGUGUGUUCUUCAUUGCACAUAAGUAAAGGGGUGAUUUUUGUUUCGAAAUUAUAUCAGUGAAAUCUAGCCUAUUAAAGCGUGGGGUAUUGUUGGGGAAGAAGCAGAAAUUAAUAAGUUGAAAGAGUUGCAACAAUGCCGAGGGAAAGGCGGAAAAGGGGGUGCUCGUCCUCCUCAUCAGCAGCAUCAGCAUCUUCAAGAAUCCGCAAUUACAGGUUGAAUAAGCGGGCCAUUCUGGUGGGCAGGACUCGGGCCGGGCUUGGAGGAUCCAGAUCCGGCAACCCGGUUCCGGUAUUGAGAACCGUUGAUGCAUCCCCCAAGUGCUCCCAGCCCGUAUCGGCCCGUAGGCUGGCGGCCACUCUGUGGGAAAUGAAUGAGAUGAUAAUGCCUUCGCCGAAAAUGAGUGAGCUCAAUUUCAAGAAUUACUCACAGCAGCAGCAGAUAAAGGAUAAGAAUGGAAGCAAAAUGGUUUUUAAGAGUGAGAAAAUGCAGUCUUGUAAUUGGGGUUUGCACUUGUCCGAUCCAUUACACAGUCCCGCUUUUUCGGAGAAGAUGGAUAGAUUCGGGAGAGCUAGUCGCCAGAGGACGCCAUCAAUUUCGCAGAGGCAUCGAUCGACAGAGCAAAACGUUGCCGAUUUUGAUUGUAUUAGCAAUGCCAGUUUCAUGGAGAUCGAGACUCGGUCACGCCCUCAAACUUCAAGUGGAUCGGUUAGUGGCAACAGGAACCGUUUGAAAGACAUAAGCAAUUCUUUAACAACUUCUAAAGAAUUGCUGAAAAUAAUCAACCGCAUGUGCGCGCAUGCAGAUCAGCCUUCUUCUACUACGUCCGUUAUCUCAGCCCUGCACACCGAGCUCGAGCGAGCCCGCUUGCAGGUUAAUCAUCUUAUCCAAGAAAAGCAAUCGGACAAAAGCGAGAUUUUCAAUCUCCUAAGACAUUUUGAAGAAGCAAAAAAAUCAUGGAAAGAUAAAGAAAAUCGAUCCGUCGAGGCAGCGAUUGAGUCCGUUGCAUGUGAACUAGAGGCUGAGAAAAAAUUGAGACGUAGGCUCGAGCGUUUGAACAAGAAACUCGGUAUAGAAAUAGCCGAAAUGAAGUCGUCUUUUACGAAGGUAGUUAAAGAACUGGAAAACGAGAAGAGGGCUAGAGAAAAAACAGAGGAGGUGUGCGAUGAAUUAACGAGUGAGUCGAAAGAAGUUCGCGAGGGGGCGGAAAAGGAAAGUGGGGUGGUUGAAUUUGGCUACAGGUGGCGCGAGGAGAGAGGCCGGACGAAGAUGUCCGAGGAGAAAAAUUCUGCCAUUAGCAAGAUGAGGAGACAGUUGGAAAUUUUCCUCGGAUCGAAGAGAGACAGAGACGAAAUCAAAGGUAGAAACUCUGUUUCUGGAGAUGGUUUAGAGAGGGAGAGACUGUACGAAAUCGAGAAGGGAGUUCAAAGGAGGAGUUGUCAUGAGGAGAGACAGAGAUAUAAACCACCAGUGAAGGGUGGUAUUGAUCAGGACCAAGUUUUGUCGAGCACUAGGUUAUUAAAUUCUCGAUUAUCGUGGGCUUCGAGAGAUGAUUGUAAUGAAAGAAAAUGUGAAGUUGCAGCAGCUAAAUCAAGAAUGGGAGAUGUUAGAGAAGGACAAAGUACAAGGAGAUCCAAGUGGUGAGUUUGUUGAAUGUGUCUAAUUUAUAUAACUUUUUUGGAGUAUUACAUAAUUGUGUAACAAUGUGAAGUUGUGUAGGUGACUUACAUUUGGUUGACAAAUAUCAAGAAUUUUAACAUCUUGUUGAUCCAUAAUCAAUUAAUCAUCUUAUUUGUA
Molecule: messenger RNA, 1978 nt
Organism: Erythranthe guttata (spotted monkey flower)
Lineage: Eukaryota; Viridiplantae; Streptophyta; Magnoliopsida; Lamiales; Phrymaceae
Source: RefSeq, a predicted model, not a curated record